AUGCGUUCUGGCGAUCUCCUUAUUCAAACGAAAUCAAAAAAGCAAGCAGAUACUCUGAGUAAACUUACUACCUUAGGUUCAUGGCCAAUAAAAAUAUCUCUUCACAAGACAUUGAAUUUCUCACGGGCGGUUGUCUCGGAACAAUCUCUUGUGCAACACUCUGACACAGAAUUAGUAGAAGAAUUACGAUCCCAGGGGGUCUGCGCCGCUCGUCGCAUUCAUGUUCGACGUGACGGACGUUUAAUUCCCACAAAGCAUGUUGUUCUUACAUUUGAAACGCCUGUUCUACCAAAAUUCAUACGUGCUGGAUAUUUGCGGUGUAACAUUCGUCCAUACAUACCCAAUCCUCUGAGAUGUUACCAGUGUCAGAGGUAUGGUCACUCCCGGCAAUCAUGUCGUGGUAAAAUGGUAUGUGAAGCCCGCCAAAUAGUCAAUGAUAGAAUGCCUAAGUCUGGUGUAUCGUAUUCCUCUCUUUUGAAAUCAAAACCAGAAAACACUAAUGUCGGUUCAACUCAAACCGAAGAAUUAUUAACGAAAAUUGUUUGCCCUCCUCUCAAAAAAUUACAACCUUUAAAAGCCAAUGUAAUACAACCGAAAAAACUUCCAACUAAAACUGACUAUUAUGCAUCUAAACUUGCAACCCCUGUACAUACUAGUUCCAGUUGUACUUCACCUGUUGCAGCUGUUGCUCUACAUACAGACCCUGAAACAUGCAGUAAUAAUAAACCGACGAAAGAACUGCAGAAAAAAUUAAAAUCUUCUGGUAUUACCAAUCAACUUCCGCCUGAUGAACUUUUAUCUAUUAAUCCAUCCUCUUCAGACCUCUCUGAAAUGGAUAUAGAACCUUCUACGCAGCUCGAUGAUGUUACUGGAGGCAAAGUUAAGAAAAAAUUUCAACGUAAACGCUGA
This is a messenger RNA of Argiope bruennichi, 909 nucleotides long. RefSeq lists its product as uncharacterized. The coding region runs from base 1 to 909 and encodes 302 amino acids. The record is from RefSeq and is a predicted model, not a curated record. Lineage: Eukaryota; Metazoa; Arthropoda; Arachnida; Araneae; Araneidae. The transcript is spliced from 2 exons.